Messenger RNA from Elephantulus edwardii (Cape elephant shrew), 933 nucleotides. RefSeq names its product tryptase gamma 1 (gene TPSG1). Bases 1 to 933 code for a protein of 310 amino acids. The transcript has 5 exons. The record is from RefSeq and is a predicted model, not a curated record. NCBI's taxonomy places the organism in Eukaryota, Metazoa, Chordata, Mammalia, Macroscelidea, Macroscelididae. Gene Ontology annotation, molecular function: serine-type endopeptidase activity. Gene Ontology annotation, biological process: proteolysis.
AUGGCCAUCGGGCCCGGUGGCCUCCUGCUGUUCCUGACCUUGCACGGGUGCGGCAGACCCCAGGUUUCUGAAGGCGGGAGCCGCAUCGUAGGGGGUCAUGCAGCUCGGCCUGGGGCGUGGCCAUGGCAGACCAGCCUACGCCUGAGGAAGGUGAACGUGUGCGGAGGGACCCUGCUGAGUCCCCAGUGGGUACUGACCGCUGCUCACUGCUUCUCAGGGUCCCUGAACUCAUCUGACUACCAGGUGUACCUGGGGGAGCUGAGGAUCACUCUGUCCUCCCGAUUCUCCACUGUGAAGCAGACUGUCCUCUAUUCUGACCACCCGGGGCCACCAGGCACCAGUGGAGAUAUUGCCCUGGUGCAGCUCAGUACCCCCGUGCAUCUCUCCCCCUGGAUCCUGCCCAUCUGCCUUCCUGAAGCCUCAACAAGUUUCCAGCCUGGGACUCGGUGCUGGGUGACUGGCUGGGGCUACACCCAGGAAGAAGAGCCUCUGCUACCACCGUACAACCUGCAGGAGGUGGAAGUCUCUAUCGUGGACACAGAUGCCUGCCGACAGGACUACAUCAGUGAGGACGGCUCCAUCCUACCAGAUAUGCUGUGUGCCCAAGGCCCUGGGGAUGCCUGUCAGGACGACUCCGGAGGGCCUCUGGUCUGUCAGGUCGAUGGCACCUGGCUGCAGGCAGGUGUAGUGAGUUGGGGCGCAGGCUGUGGUCGCCCUAACCGGCCAGGCGUCUACACCUUCAUCCCUGCCUACAUCAACUGGAUCCACCUCUAUGUCCCUCCCUCAGCUGCUCAGGGCUCAGAGCUGGUUCCACCGCAGUUCCUGGCCAGCUUCUUCCUCUUAGGACUCUUCCUCCUCGUCAUCUCCUGUGUGCUGGUGGCCAAGCGCUCUCUCCACAGACCCCUCUUCCUAUCCCCAUCUUCUGAUCUUUGA